Molecule: messenger RNA, 734 nt
Organism: Adelges cooleyi (spruce gall adelgid)
Lineage: Eukaryota; Metazoa; Arthropoda; Insecta; Hemiptera; Adelgidae
Product: larval cuticle protein A2B-like
Exons: 2
Coding region: 98-577 (159 amino acids)
Cellular component (GO): extracellular matrix
Source: RefSeq, a predicted model, not a curated record
CAACAACCACACCAGUCGAAGUUAGUAAAUCGUUCGGUACAGUGCACUACUAUUUUCCUGUAGCCCACAAGAAAAUCACAUACAUCUAAACACAACCAUGGCUUUCAGGUUUGCAGUCUUAGCAUCGGUUUUGGCGGUAACAUGCGGCUCGCCAGUGUACGCUCCAGCUCCAUACGCACCCACCCUAUACGCUCCAGCUCCGGGUUACGCGGCGCCGAUCAAGUACGCGGUAGCACCCAAAGCCUACGACAUCGACUACGACCCGAACCCGUCGUACUCAUACGCUUACGACGUGCACGACCACCUGACCGGCGACGUCAAGAGCCAGCACGAGACCAGACAAGGCGACGUCGUUCACGGAUCCUACAGCCUAGUCGACCCAGACGGCACCAAGAGAACCGUCGACUACACCGCCGACCCGCACCACGGAUUCAACGCUGUCGUCACUAAGGAACCGUUGGUCAAGGCGUACGCGCCCGCCCCGUACCCGGUCAAGGCGUACGGUCCUGCUCCGUACUACCCAGCCAUCAACAAAGCCUAUGCCCCGUCGUACCCAUCAUACCCAUUGUAUCAUUGAGAUCUCACCUUAAGCAAAGAAACGCAUGUCGUUAAGCAAACGAACGCCUUUCCUACCAUCCGAAAAUAUGAUUUUUUAUUUUAAUUUUAUAUUAUAUAGUACGCCGAGUUUACCUACAGAACACUUUAAUAAAAUAUAGUUUAUUAUACUUUUUAAA